Molecule: messenger RNA, 384 nt
Organism: Trichoplax adhaerens
Lineage: Eukaryota; Metazoa; Placozoa; Uniplacotomia; Trichoplacea; Trichoplacidae
Exons: 2
Molecular function (GO): protein binding
Source: RefSeq, a predicted model, not a curated record
UUAACACCUUUGCACAUUGCGGCUAAAAAUGGCAACUACGAAUUUGCUGAGUAUCUUAUAAACAAAGGUGCUAAAGUUAGCUCAAAAGAUAACGAAGGAAGAACUUGCUUACACUAUGCAGCUUUGUGCAAUAAUAUUUCUUUAACUGAACUUAUGAUUUAUCAGGGAGCAGAUAUUGAAGCUCGCGAUACCACAGGCCAGACACCAUUACUUUUAGCUAUUGGCAGAGGACAUACAUCAGUUUUUAAAAUAUUAGUUGAAUUAGGUGCUGAUAUUACGGCUACAGACUUCGAUGGUCGGCACUGCAUCCAUUACAUAAUUGAGCAAAAUGAUAUUAGCACCAUACAGGCAGUCUUAGAAGUAAGCUUACUACGCCUAGCUUGA